Musa acuminata subsp. malaccensis (wild Malaysian banana) is the source of this 3005-nucleotide messenger RNA. RefSeq lists its product as uncharacterized. The record is from RefSeq and is a predicted model, not a curated record. Lineage: Eukaryota; Viridiplantae; Streptophyta; Magnoliopsida; Zingiberales; Musaceae. Gene Ontology annotation, molecular function: protein phosphatase regulator activity; protein phosphatase binding.
CGAUCUCCUUCUUUCGUCUCCCGCGAUUGAAGGGCUCGCCCAUUUCCCUUCUCCCUCCCUCUCCUCUGCCCUCCUCAUCUCGUUCUUCCCUCAAACCCUCCUCGAGAUCGAUCCCUUUGAGCCCUCCCAUUCCCAAUCGCCGGCCAAUUCGCUGCGCGUUCCUUCUUUGAAGCGCGUUUUCCUCCGACCAUCGAUCUGUUUCGCCUUCAAGAAGCCGCCCGAGGAAGAGCGGAUCGGGGAUCCUAGGGUUCUGUUCCCCCCCAUAGGGUUUUCUUGGAGCCAAUUGGCGAGGGUUCCGGUCCCCGGAACCCUAGAUCUGGCAGUUGGGGCGCCCGAGGCGCGCUUGGGAUCUUUCGAUCGGGGGCCGUCAGGAUGUUCUGGCGCAUGACCGGACUGAGUCAAGCGUCUCCCGUAGACGCUAUUUUGGAGAAGGAAAACUUUACCUUGGAAGAUCUUCUUGAUGAGGAUGAAAUAAUCCAAGAAUGCAAAGCACUGAAUACUCGUCUUUUAAAUUUUUUGAGAGGAAAGGCCCAAUUGGAGCAAUUACUUCGUUAUAUUAUAGAGGAGCCGCCUGAGGAUGCUGAUAAGAAGAAUAUUUUCAAGUUUCCGUUUAUUGCAUGUGAGAUAUUUACCUGUGAUGUUGAUAUCAUAUUGAGGGCUUUAGUUGAGGAUGUACAACUUCUGGAUUUGUUAUUCUCCUUCCUUAAGCCUGAUCACCCACAUAGUACAUUGCUAGCUGGUUACUUCAGUAAGGUUGUGAUAUGCCUAAUGAUGCGGAAAGCAGGCCCUCUUCUUAAUUAUGUUCAGGGUCAUCGAGAAAUAAUUCAUCAACUUGUGGAUCUCAUUGGAAUCACAUCUAUUAUGGAGGUUCUCAUUCGAUUGAUUGGUGCUGAUGAGAAUAUGCAAUUCGGCUACAUGGAUACAAUGCAGUGUGUGGAAGAUACUGAUGUUCUCGAGAUGAUCGUGGAUAAGUUUAGUUCAUCGGACUCUCCUCAUGUCCAUGCCAAUGCAGCAGAAAUUCUUUGUGCCAUUACUCGAUGUGCCCCUCCAGCGCUUUCAGCUAAAAUUUGCAGCCCAAGUUAUGUGGGGAGAUUAUUUCAUCAUGCGCUGGAAGAUUCGAGACCUAAAUCUGUCCUAGUUCACUCCUUGUCUUUCUGCAUAUGUUUGUUAGAUCCCAAACGACUGGUAGCAUCUUCCUAUCAAGCAUUUAGAAGCCAGCUAACUCAUGGAUCAUUGGUUAUUGCUAGUCACGAAACCGUUGAGGGCAUGCUAGAGAGAUUAGGUGAUUUACUGAAACUAUUGGUUGUUUCUUCAUUGGAAAGCAACUUACAGACCACAUAUGGCAAAUUACAGCCUCCUCUUGGAAAACACCGUUUGAAGAUUGUGGAGUUCAUCUCUGUUUUAUUGACGAUUGGUAGUGAAGCUGCUGAGAAAGAACUGACCCAGCUGGGAGCAAUUAAGCAUGUUGUAGAUUUGUUUUUUGAGUACCCUUACAAUAAUUUUUUGCAUCAUCAUGUUGAGAAUGUUGUAGGAUCGUGCUUAGAGAGUAAGAGGACUCUUUUAGUUGAACAUAUUUUGCAUGAUUGUGACCUUGCUGGUAAAAUUAUUGCGGCAGAAAAGCAAACUUCCUUGUCAACUGAUUCCACUAAGGCUACAAUAUCUGCAGAGGGACGGCUACCGCCAAGAAUAGGAAAUGUGGGACACAUGACACGCAUAGCGAACAAGCUUAUGCAGUUGGCAAAUAGCAAGCGCAUAAUCCAGACACACUUGCAGGAAAACAGUGACUGGGUUGACUGGCAUAAUCACAUCUUGCUCAAGCGGAAUUCUGUUGAAAAUGUUCAUCAAUGGGCUUGUGGGCGUCCUAGUACACUACAUGACCGAAUCAGGGAUAGCGAUGAUGAGGACUUCAGAGAUCGGGAUUUUGAUGUGGCAACACUGGCUGGUAAUCUGAGUCAAACUUUUCGGCAUGGAAUUUAUGCAAAUGACAUGGAAGAGGCUCAAGGAUCUUUUGAACGAGAUGAUGAGGAUGCUUACUUCAAUAAUGAGUCGGCAGAAGUUAUUUCAUCUUUGAGUCUUGGGGAUGACCAGGACAGCUCCCAAAUUACAAAUUCCGACUUAUUUGCUUCUGAAAAUGAUAGAGGGGUUACUGAUUAUUCGAAUGAUUCUCUUGCUUCAUCUCCAAAUUCAAGUGAGACAUCACCUCGUGUGGAUGAGCCAGACAAGGUGGUUAUUGGUGAAAACAAGGAUCCAAGUGACAUAGAAACAUCUUUGCAAGUGACAGAUCCUGGAGCUACCUCGGGGGAAUCUGAAGCUACAAUAUCUGGAAAUGGUCCUGUGGAUGAGCCCAGAGAGGACACUAGUAACUCAACUACAAGCAAGGGUGACAAGCCCCUAGGGUGGAUUGAGUGGAGGGAGACAUCGAGAUCUGACAUGCCUGGCGUAGAGCCAACUGCAGAUGUCCCAAAUGGUCAGCUCAGAAUGGACAAAAACAUGGAUGAAGUGGCAGUAGACACAGAUAAGCAUCGACCUUUGUCUGAAGAUGCAGACGGACAAGGCGGGGAAACCGGUGUAUUGCCAGGAUCUACCAACAUUCCCGCUGUCAAACUACCAGAGUCCAGCAAGGGUAAUCCAUGUGGAGAUUUACCGGAGCCACUUGCAUUCUCGACUGUCGAGAACACAGGGAAGUGAGAUGAAGUUGAAGCACCACCCCUGCGACUGUAACUUUAGAGCCUUGUACAUCUUGACGGAAAGCUCAUGAUGUUAAGAGGCUCAUUCAUUGUUCUGCCAUUAUUCCUUUUUACCCAGCACUGCAGCAACGAGAGAGACCACGAAGCUCCGGCAAUUUCUCCUGAUGCCACUUCUCUCUGUGCCUUUCUCUUCCCUGGCAAAUUUUUGACAUUGAUUGGUGCCAAUACCAUUGGCAUUUUUGUUGUUUCCUUAGCUUCUUUGUUGUACGCUGUGAUGCUUCACGGUGGUAUUACUAAAUGCACGUUCAUUUUAUUGCA